GUUCACGAUGCAAACUUAUACUCAAACCCUUCAAUGCUGGGGCAGUGCCCGGCAGCCUUGCCAUCAAAUCCGGGCCACGAUCAGGGGCUGCAACCGGCUGGUUGUUCCCCACAGCCUGAGUGGCGCUGGAAAAGAUGUAUAAGAUGGCUUCGCUACUCCUUGGUCCAGAGCAGGGCAACCUUGAAUCUUCCAUCAGUAGUACACCGCAGAGCAUACACCCUGUCUCUUCAACCAGCCCUUCAUCAUGCCCAGCGCCGUUCAUGACGAGACCACCACCGUUGUGGCAACCGAAGUCCCCGGCCCAAUCUCUCAGGAGAAGAUUGCUGCCCUGAACAAGGUCUUCGAUGCACGAGCAGUGCACUUUGUCGUGGAUUAUUCCAAGAGCCAUGACAACUACAUUGUGGAUGUCGAUGGCAACAAGUAUCUGGACGUCUAUUCCCAGAUCGCAUCAAUCCCUGUCGGCUACAACAACCCGACUCUGAUCGCCGCUGCACAAUCGCCUCAGAUGAUCUCUGCUCUCGUCAACCGACCAGCCAUCGGCAACUUCCCGUGCGAGAAUUGGUCAACUGUGCUCUCUCAAGGGCUUCUGCGAGUUGCUCCAAAAGGCCACGACAGGCUUUUCACUGCUCAAUCUGGGUCCGAAGCCAACGAACUUGCAUAUAAGGCGGCCUUCAUGCACUACCAGAGACAACGACGAGGCGAGGGUGUUGAGUGGACCGACCACGAGAUUGAAUCGUGCCUGGUCAACUCGGCACCCGGGUCCCCCGAUCUCUCUAUCCUGAGCUUCAAGAACUCGUUCCACGGACGAGGGUUCGGAAGUCUGUCAACCACUCGAUCCAAAGCCGUACACAAACUCGAUAUCCCUUCCUUCAAUUGGCCUCAAGCCACGUUUCCUAGCCUGAAAUAUCCUCUCGAAGACAAUGUUGAAGCGAACCGAGCGUCGGAAAAGGCUUCUCUUGACGAAGUGGAGGAAGUCAUUAAAUCAUGGCCAUCGCCCGUUGCAGCAGUUAUCGUUGAACCGAUUCAGAGCGAAGGGGGCGACAACCACGCAUCUCCGGCAUUCUUCCAAGGCCUACGAGCCCUGACGGAGAAAUAUGGAGUGAUGCUGAUUGUGGACGAAGUACAGACCGGAUUUGGAGCAACGGGAAAGUUCUGGGGCCACGAGCACUGGCAGCUAGAGACGCCGCCGGACAUGGUGACCUUCUCGAAGAAGGCACAGACUGCAGGAUAUUUCUUCGGCAAUGAGCGAUUGAUCCCAGAUAAGGCGUAUCGACAGUUCAACACAUGGAUUGGCGAUCCGGCACGAGCAAUCCUGGCCAACGCUGUCAUCGACGAGAUACUCAACCGCCACUUGGUCGAGCAGACUGCCCAAAUCGGCGAGAAGUUGUACACGGCCCUGGCAGAUCUAGCCACCAGACACCCAGACCAGAUUCGCAACCUCCGUGGCAAGGGUCAGGGAACUUAUAUUGCUUUCGACACCGUCAAUUCGGCCGCCCUGGUGAAGAAGAUGAAAUCGCUCGGUGUCAAUAUCGGUACUUGUGGCAAGGACACUGUCCGUCUGAGACCCAUGCUCAUCUUCGAGGAGUCUAUGAUUCCCAAAUUAGUCUCUACCUUUGACAAGGCUUUGACGUCCGUUGUUUGAGAGGUUCACAUCUGAGGACGCCAGUUGGCUUUCUGCUUUUUCCUCUCUUUUGAUUCUUUUCUUGUGAGUUUAGAGUUUGGCGUCGGUGUAACACACGUGUUCUGGAAACACGAUAUGAUGGUUUUUAUUUUCGACUGGAGUGCGCGUCCAUCAAGGUUGACCCACUCGUCAAUUUUGCAGAUUCUUGUUCUACUAUGAAUAUAAUAUGAGAAAUACUGUUCCUUGAAAUCAUGAAAUCAAACGUUACAAGUUGAAUA
Molecule: messenger RNA, 1899 nt
Organism: Exophiala mesophila
Lineage: Eukaryota; Fungi; Ascomycota; Eurotiomycetes; Chaetothyriales; Herpotrichiellaceae
Product: 4-aminobutyrate aminotransferase
Exons: 2
Coding region: 245-1642 (465 amino acids)
Biological process (GO): GABA catabolic process
Cellular component (GO): mitochondrion
Molecular function (GO): pyridoxal phosphate binding
Source: RefSeq, a predicted model, not a curated record